CAAGCAUCCGUUACAUAGCCAAAAGAACAUCGACACCGAGAUACGCAAGACUUUAACGUCAAACGGCUCAACUAAAACGCCCCAAUCAUGGAAGUCCAAUUUUAGCCGCAACGGCCCGAUACUGCCCACUACCCGGCCAUACCUUCCGCCUGUCCCAUCUUCCCGUGUCCCCGCCGCUCGGUACCUGGUAGUGCAGAUGCCCUCUCGCCUCCUUGUCCGUUGUGCCUUACAUAUUAGCGACCCAGUCCCACCAACUCUGACGACACGCCGUGGUGGUGUCGCCCAGGGUUUACGUCUCGACGGGUGGACUGUUCGGGAGGAAGGAUAUUGCUACGAUUCGCACCCAGAAAACACAAACCGGUUGUGCGACCGUGAAACACAGAUUACGCUCGCCUGGCCCGCCACCUGUCAGUUACCACCCAUUCCCCAGACCACAUGUCGAGGUGUUUGUUGUUGUGCCUGCUCGCUCCCCUGCAUUCGGCCUUCAAGGUAUCUAGCGAGCUCUCGAAGCCGAAUUCCUUGCCCAGGGAUCUUCCGCAUGAGCCAAACAGGGGAAGACAAGGCAGCCACAACGGAUACCCGUGGACACGACUCGGACGAAGCGGCUAUCCGACCGGGGGUGGUUUCUCCGCGCUUGACACAUUCAGCUACAUGAUGACAAAGAGGUCACUUUCGCAAACGAAGAGCAGUCGGUCGGGAAUGACUUUUUGGCAACGUUCCGUCUCGCGAAUUCUAAUUGACGGAUGUACUCGUUGUACCUUUGAAAUGUCAAAGCUAGCUUUCUGUAAAAGUU
Molecule: messenger RNA, 793 nt
Organism: Parathielavia appendiculata
Lineage: Eukaryota; Fungi; Ascomycota; Sordariomycetes; Sordariales; Chaetomiaceae
Exons: 3
Coding region: 197-655 (152 amino acids)
Source: RefSeq, a predicted model, not a curated record